Lotus japonicus is the source of this 786-nucleotide messenger RNA. RefSeq names its product putative 4-hydroxy-4-methyl-2-oxoglutarate aldolase 3. Gene Ontology annotation, molecular function: ribonuclease inhibitor activity. Gene Ontology annotation, biological process: regulation of RNA metabolic process. Bases 177 to 677 code for a protein of 166 amino acids. The transcript is spliced from 2 exons. The record is from RefSeq and is a predicted model, not a curated record. Lineage: Eukaryota; Viridiplantae; Streptophyta; Magnoliopsida; Fabales; Fabaceae.
CUCUGAAUUAACUCCACUAUGUCUCUAUCCAUAUUUCUCUUCUAUAAAAGCAAACGGAGCCCCAAGUACCAAUCUCAUUCCUCAACGCAAUUCAUUCGGUGCCGGGUUGAACUUGAAGAUACUUUCCCACAGAAACUCAAUUCUCCUCUCUCUGUCUCCAGCUGCAGGAAGGUAACAUGGCUGCUCUACCAACUGCAGAUAUUUGUGACUCAAAUGCAGCAUCUUUAGUGAACGGUGAUGUGAGGAUACUGCAUCCAGUGUUCCAGAGUUAUGGUCAGACCCGGGCAUUCUCGGGCCCCGUUGUGACGGUGAAGGUGUUAGAAGACAAUGUUUUGGUUAGGGAGGUUCUUGAGAUGAAAGGAGAAGGAAGAGUUCUGGUUAUUGAUGGAGGAGGAAGCAUGAGGUGUGCAUUGAUGGGAGGGAAUAUGGUGCGGUUGGCACAGAGUAUGGGUUGGGCUGGGGUUGUGGUGAAUGGGUGUGUUAGAGAUGUGGAUGAGAUCAAUGAAUGUGACUUUGGCGUGAGAGCUUUGGCUUCUUAUCCUCUCAAAUCCGGGAAAAAGGGCACUGGAGAAAAGCAUGUCCCUGUUUAUGUUGCAGGUGCAUUGAUUCAUGAAGGAGAAUGGCUGUAUGCAGAUAAUGACGGUAUUCUUGUGUCAAAGUUUGAGUUGUCAACCUGAAAUUCUGGAGGUGAAUUGUAUUGUAUGUUCAGUAGGAUGAAGUCAUGCUGUACUGGUUUAUUUAUAAAAUAAAAGUUAUUCACAUGAUGAAUGACCGAAUAUUUCACAA